UUCAAUGGAUCGAUACACUGCUGCAUCAUAUGAUGAAAAAAAUGGCGAUUGGAUUAUUUAACUUUCAUUGUCAUCGUUCAUAACUGUUUAAACUGUGGUUUAUAUCACGUGCAAUUGUUUUAAGAGGACUUGCAGCAAUACAAUCUCUCCACGGAAUACUUUGUUACAGAACACGAGACGGAGUCCGGCAUUAUACAGCGUCAACAGCUAUAUGUGUUGUUGAUUACACGUUGAUGGAAAUAGAACCAGAAAAUAAGUUAACUGGAGAAAUGUCAUGCUUUAAACGAAAGGAACUUUAAAUAAUGAGUAAACAUAAUUGUGAAAACUGAUCGAUUUGCAGUUACUAGGAGAUCUGUAGGGAUCUCAAGCAAAAUUUAACCGAAACACAAAACCAUGUAACCAAUUAUUGCACAUGAUGUUUUUAUUUAUAAGCCUUAAGUUCUUUUAAGGCCGGGAGUGGACAUGAAACAUGUGCUAUAUACUGCAUGUUAUACAAGCGUUUACAUUGAAAAGUUUGGUCUUAAAUGUUUUUAUCAGAAACAGUACACUUUGGAAUAAGUUUUACAUUGUGUGAAUCGCUGGAAAUAAUGUGCUGUUAUGGUAUAAAUAAAACAUGUCUUUGCCGUUAGACAGAAGAAAAAUGUCGGCAGCGGUUUGUAAUGGACCGUCUUCAUCGUUGUCUCUGCCUCUACACAGGAGGAAAAUAUCUAUGCAAACAGACAUAUCUUCUAUAACAGAUUCACGUACAGCGUUACAGAUUGAUGAUGAAACAAAGAAAGGGCGCCAAGAUGACUGUGCCAUGUCAACUAUUCUACAGCCAGCUGCCAUGUUGCGGCGAGAGGUAUCACUACACGAAGCCUGUAAGAACAACAAAAUCGACAUGGUGAAGAAGAUACUCCAAGAAAAGAUAGACAUAAACUGUAAGAACAAUCUGGACAGAACGCCAUUGCACUGGGCAUGCGCGAAAGGACAUCUUGCUAUCGUGGAAUUGUUAGUGGAAAUGGGAGCUGACUUAGAGGCGAAGGAUAAGUAUGGAAUGAGGCCAGUGUUAUGGGCAGCUUUAUACGGUCAUAUAAAUAUUGUUCGAUAUCUUGUAAAUACAGGGGCGACAGCAACUUGUACAAAUAGGCAGGGAAUGGGCAUACUUCACUGUGCCACACAAGGCAACCAUCUUCACGUCAUGAACUUCAUCUUCGAAUCAUUGGAAAAUAUUGACAUCAACUGCACUGAGAAAAAUGACAAGACAGCACUACAUAUCGCGGCGGAAGAAGGUCACUUGCAUGCUGUAAUGAGGUUGAUAGAUCUACGAUGUGAUAUCAAUAAACGAGAUAUUGACUGUGCUUCAGCAUUACAUUUGGCGGCAAAGAACGGUAAUCAUGAAGUUGUCAAACGUCUGCUGAUGGUUGGCGUUAACGUAGAUGACAGAGAAGGGGAGGGUAGAACUGCGCUCCACCUAGCGGCCGAGGCAGGCCAUCUAGAGACAGUCGAGGUGCUAGCAGAUUUCAAUGCAGGUCCUAAUGCUGAAACAAUAAAGGAGAUAACUCCGCUGCACUGUGCUGCAGGCAAAGGCCAUACAGACGUUUGUCUGAGAUUAAUCAAACUUGGUGCUAACAUUGAUUCUCAAAACCAUCAAGGUAACACAGCAUUACAUCUAGCAGUGAUGGGCAACUUUCAUGAUCUCACACAGGCCAUUGUUGAUGCAAAAGCCGAGAUAGACUUACCUAAUCAUCGUUUACAAACACCUCUCCAUGUGGCUGUUGAAAAUGGGUUUCAAGACGUUGUAGAAGUAUUAUUAGUGGGUAAUGCAAGUCUGAGCACUCGGGAAAAGUCUGGUAAAACAGCUCUCCACUUAGCAGCCAGAGGAAGUUUUGUCACUAUAGUAGAUAUGAUCAUAAAAGCUGAACGUUACUUCUCUUUGAACAGGGAAUACCAUGAAAAUGAUCUUGAUUUUGUCGACCCUCGUCGCUAUCUACGGCAACCUAGUCACCCUUCAUGGCCACAAAUGAAGGAAGUAAUGUGGAACCUAGCCACUAAACAUUUGAAAUCAAGUGAUUGGAAGAAACUAGCCAUGUACUGGAAGUUUACACCUGAUCACAUAAGAUGUAUAGAACAUCAGUAUACAGGUACUGCCAGUUACAAGGAGCAUGGGUUCCGCUUGUUAAUGAUAUGGUUACAUGGUGUACGCAAAGAUGAAAAUGUAACAAAACUACUGUUUGAAGGACUUGUUGCCAUAGAUCGACGGCAACUGGCAGAGCAAGUACGGCGUCAGUCAAACUGUGAACCAGAAAAGCCUUGCAUACAAAUGCUGUGUGGUAUCAUUUGACAGUGUGUUUACACACAAUGGACAAUACAAACACAAUGAUGUUGCCAAGGUGCAAAACCAUUCCAUGUGCUUGCUGGAAAGAACUGAAAAUGCUUUUGCCAAUUAACAAACUGCUAUGAGACUAAUAAGCUAGAUAGUAUCUCAUGAACUGUACAGGUGCUGAUGGGAAGAGAAAUGUGGAUACUGUUCUCUUAGAGUAUUCUUGUUUUCAAUUUUGAGGUUAAUGUGACCUUAACUAUUGAGAUAAUGAUCCCAAAACAAUAGGAGUCAUCUCUUGAUCAAAGCAAAUAACUCGAUGAAAUUUUGAAGUAGAUAUUGAUCAGAAACCAGUAUCAGUCUCAAGGUCACUGUGACCUUACCUUAGACAUAGCGAGCAGCAGACCGCAGAGAAUAAUGACCAUUAAGCACAAAAGUGUUUUAGCUGUUAAAGUGAAAACAGUUUUCAUCUUCUAGGUCACUGUGACCUUGACCUUUGACCUACUGACCCCUCAAAACAAUAAGAAUCAUAUAAUGACAACAGCAAAUUACCCUACAAAGUCUGCCAAUUUUAAGCCAAACUGUUUCAGUUUUGCGGUCAGUAACCCCGAGCUUUGACCUAUUUUCCAUCCAGAAAACAAUAUGGGUCAUUCACUGACCACAGGCAUUUACACUAUAAAGUUGUACACUGUAGGCCAGAAUGUUCUUUAGUCACUGAGCUGAAACCUUGUCAGUCAAAAGGUCGCUGUGACAUAACUUAUAACUCACGGACCCUAAAAACAAGGGGACAUCUACUAACCACAGGCAGUCACCCUAUGAAGUUGACCAUUGAGACCAAGCAUUCUCAACCUAUUGAUAGGAAACCCGAGCACUGCAAGUCAUUUCAUCACAGUGAAUAUGUGUGUGAAGUUUCAAUCCUUUCCCACAUGUGGUUACUUAGAUACCAGCAUAGGUACAAAAUUUUAACCAGAUCAGGACACCCAGUGACCCACACCUAUUAAAGGGCAAGUGCAAUAGCUCUACCUAUUCUUCGAAAAAUUGAGCUAAAAUAUUACUUAUAGCUCUUGAAUUUAAACAGGCUGUUAACGAAUUUUUGUUUUCUGUAAUAAGAUAAAAACAAA
Molecule: messenger RNA, 3420 nt
Organism: Mercenaria mercenaria
Lineage: Eukaryota; Metazoa; Mollusca; Bivalvia; Venerida; Veneridae
Product: ankyrin repeat and death domain-containing protein 1A-like
Exons: 16
Coding region: 614-2323 (569 amino acids)
Biological process (GO): signal transduction
Cellular component (GO): cytoplasm
Molecular function (GO): protein binding
Source: RefSeq, a predicted model, not a curated record